Molecule: messenger RNA, 3951 nt
Organism: Lolium rigidum
Lineage: Eukaryota; Viridiplantae; Streptophyta; Magnoliopsida; Poales; Poaceae
Product: putative disease resistance protein RGA1
Exons: 6
Coding region: 1-3579 (1192 amino acids)
Biological process (GO): defense response to fungus
Molecular function (GO): ADP binding; protein binding
Source: RefSeq, a predicted model, not a curated record
AUGGCGGAGCUCGGCGGCAUGCUUGCCGCUGCCAUCCUCAAGGUGGUGAGCGACCAGAUUGGUUCUGCCAUCGGUGGUCAGAUCACCCUGCAGAAGAACUUCGACAAGGAUCUGAGGAAGAUGAAAAUGGCUCUGGAAUCUGUCGAGGCCUUGCUCAAGGUUGCCGAGAGGCGGUCCAUCACUGAUGAACCGACGCUUCUGUGGCUGAAGCGGCUCAAGGACGCCAUGUACGCCAUCUCGGACAUGAUUGAUGACUUCGAGGCCGAUACAGAACCAAUCACUCAGCCGUCUCCACGGAAGUUCUCAUUCAAAAAAUAUUUGGCAAUUAUGAUCCCAUGUCUCCUAGUUGGUCCCAAGAUUACAAUGGCCAACAAGAUGGAGACGAUGAGGGAGGAUCUGGAGGUGAUAACCGAUCAACACAAGAAAUUCAGAUUAUGGGAAGACACUAAUGGUAAUGAGCCAAAGGUUACCGAUAUACGGGAAACCACGUCAAUCAUGGAGACACAGGUUGUUGGGAGGACCAAGGCGGAAGAGGAAAUAUUGGCUUCUUUAUCUGAGAACAUGCAAAAGGAGAUCACUAUCCUUCCCAUAUGUGGAAUUGGAGGCCUUGGAAAGUCAACCUUGGCAAAAAUGGUUUACAAUAAUUCCAUAUUCAAAGAAUACUCUCAGGUGUGGGUUUAUGUGUCACAGAUAUUUGAUUUGAAGAAGAUUGGCAAUUCUAUAAUAUCACAACUAUCAAUGGAAGUGAAGGAGAGUGAGUACAGUACAAUGCAGAUGAUACACAAUUGUCUUCAAAAGCUCCUUGCUGACAAGAAGAUUCUUAUUGUUCUAGAUGACCUCUGGGAGGGUGAUAAAUCUCAGCUGAAGAGUCUAAUCGAUAUGCUGCAGAUUGGGAAGGGCAGUAACGUGGUAGUCAUAGUAACCACACGUGAUGAUGCCAUUGCAGAAAAUAUCUGUACCAUCCAACCAUACAAAUUAGAACCAUUGACUGAUGAAAUGUGCUGGUCUAUAAUAAAGCAAAAGAGUGCAUUUGAAUCUAGAGAUGACAGAGAACAAUUAGAGGAGAUAGGUAAGGUCAUCGCAAUGAAGUGUUGUGGUGUGGCUUUAGCAGCUAUCUCUCUUGGACACAUGAUGCAAUCUAUGAAACCAAGUGAAUGGGAAUCACUGUGCUUUGCUUACUGUGCAAUAUUUCCAAAAGGUCACAAGAUAGCAAAAGAUGAUCUUAUUCUCCAAUGGAUUUCUCUUGGGUUCUCCACGUGGGAGCUUGGUGAAAUAUACAUUAGUCAACUUUUGGGACUCUCUUUCCUUGAACAUUCCAAGUCACCAUCGAAUAUCGAGCUAUAUGAUGAAGAUAUUACAUUGUUAACCAUGCAUGACUUAGUGCACGAUUUAGCAAGGACAGCCAUUGACAAUGAAAUUCUUGUCGUUAGCAAAGGUGAUAAUGCCCAGGGAAGCUGCUAUCACUAUGCAUUACUCGAUGAUUGUAGCAAGCCAUUGGUCCCGGAGUUAUCCAAGAUAAGGGCACUCCGUUUUAUGAAGUGUGAUAAAAGCAUAGUUCAUGAUGCUGCAUUUUCAUCCGCUAAUUCCCUGCGUGUCUUGGACUUAAGUGAGUGCAUCAUACACAAGUUGCCAGAUUCUAUUGGUGUACUGAAGCAGUUGAGGUAUCUUAACGCUCCGGGAGUCCAACACACAACGAUUCCAGAUAGUAUCACCAAGCUCUCAAAAUUAAUUUAUCUAGACAUUCAUGGAUCUCCUACAAUUAUGGAGCUACCGGAGUCAAUUGGAGAUACUGAAGGUCUGGUGUAUCUUAAUUUGUCGGGUUGUUCAGGACUUGUAAAACUGCCAGAAUCAUUCAGGAGGCUACAAAAAUUGGUGCAUUUGGAUAUGUCAAAUUGCUCCUGUGUUGGAGGCAUAUCGGUACUCUUGGGGAACCUCACACAACUCCAGUAUUUGAACUUAUCUCACUGCCAAAAAAUUGGAGAGAUGCCAAAAGCUCUGGGCGCCCUAUCCAAACUAGAGUAUUUGAACUUAUCAUUCAGCUCAUAUCUUGAAAGUUGCCAAGAAGCAGAAGUUUUGAGCACCCUGAACAAACUUGAGUAUCUGAACUUAUCAUCUUUAGAGAAGUGUGAUCUUCGAAAGAUCCCAGAAGCUUUGGGCACAUUCAUUCAACUCAAGUACUUAAGCUUGUCAGGUUGUGGGAGAAUGUCAGAACUGCCGAGGUCAUUUCAGAGUCUAAAAAAUUUGGUUCAUCUUGAUCUAUCAGGCUGUCGUAGUAUUGAUUGUCUAGAUGAAGCUUUGGCUGGUCUGUCUAAUCUGCAACAUUUAAAUUUACAUGGUACAAGUAUCAUGUUGUUGCCAAAAAAUGUGACCAAACUCAGGUAUUUGAAUGUUGGCAGCAGUGCAAUAUCGUUACCACAUUUUCGGGUGCAGCCUGGUGAUGGCCACUCUAGCAGCAACCUCGUCCUGCUACAACACAUAGAUCCUGUGGUGCUCAAGUUGACUGGACUUGAAAAUGUGAAGUCCGUAGAAGAGGCCCAGCGUAUAAAUUUGAUGGGGAAGAAAAAUCUUAAGUACUUGAAACUAGAGUGGACUCCGGAUGCUGAGAGAUUUGUGGAUCACAAAAUUUUGAUGGAAAAUCUGGUUCCACCGAGCACAUUGAUGAAGCUGGAGAUAUGUGGUUACAGCGGUGUCAGCUUUCCAGCCUGGCUAGCACUGGACCAACUGCCAAACCUAGUGCAUCUGGAUCUCACAGGCAUGGUAAACCUGAAAGAGUGGACCACGUCACACUCCAGUGGUGAGGAUCACGUGGUUAAACUGUUAGAAAUUCAUGAUUGCCCCCUGUUAAGGAUUAAACCGCUUCCACCUAAAGCUAAAAGGUGGAGGAUAUCAAACAGCGAUAAAGUGUUAUCAUCAUGGGAAGAGUGUAGUGGACCACACACCAAUGCCACCUCCUCCUUUUCUCCUGUAACUACUGACCUGUCUGUUGAAAACAGCAAGGUACCUCUGCACCAGUGGAGCUUGCUUCAGCACUUCCCUGACCUCACUGAUUUGCAUAUUAAAAGCUCAGUCGAUCUGACCGGCUCACCAGAGGUCAUCCAACAUCUCUCCUCUCUGAAGACUCUAACACUAGAAGACGAAUACUUGGAAGAGCUGCCAAAAUGGCUGAACGAGAACAAGUGGCAACUCAAAAGGCUAAGUCUGUGGGGUUGCAGCAACAUGGCAUCACUGCCGCACUGGUUAGGAGAAUUAACCUCCCUCGAACAACUUUUCCUGAUUAAAUGUCCUGUCUUGUGUUCUUUGCCAGAAAGCAUACAACAACUCACCCAUCUCAAGAAACUAACCAUUAGUGGCUGCCCUGAAUUAAAUCACUUGGGUGAAAGGGUAUGUCUCCUGCCCAGCUCUGUCGUGGAUCUUCAUAUCUACUUAUGUAAAGGUAUCAAGUGUUUGCCUGAGGGCAUGGAACAACUCACCAACCUCCAAAAACUAGAGAUUGCUAAUUGCCCUGACCUAAAGCAGUGGUGUGAAUUAGAGGAGAACAUGAUGAAGCUGGCUCACAUAAAAGAAAAGCUUAUUUACUAGGACCGUGACCUAGACAGGUUAUACCCACAGCAGGCUGCAAAAUUUAGGGCAUGAAUUACAUUGCAAGAUUUCGUUCAGGACGAUUUGGAUUCAUUGAGUUAAAGGAGGACCAUCACGCGAAGUGGAAUUGUGAUUCUUGCUUGCACUCUGGAGGGAUAUAAUUUCUACCAUAGUUUGUUCGAUUGAAAGAAAGCAUGAAUGUCAAUGUGAUGAUUGUAAUCAAACAAUUUGUAAUGUCCUGGGGCUCUGUUAGUUUGCUCCGUUUGUAACCAAACAAUUUGUAAUAUCUGUGGCAUCCAUCUUUCCUGUCCUGAUGAUUAAGAUGCAUGCAACACUCGCUCAGCACUUAUAGAGCAUGGUACUUUCUUGUGA